GAGGAGAAACACAAGCGCUGGAAAUGGCUGGAGUCGCAACCCCAACCGAUGAAACUCGACAGAAAAUCGAGGAAAAUAAGGAAAACAUUGAGGAACUUCGAAGGAAAUUUUUUGAAGAAAAUGCUCAAGAUGACCCAGAGUUUGAUGCGAGAGAUUUGGACUGGAUCCGAAGCUCUGAUGCCUACAUGUAUCAUGUCCUUCUCAUUGGAAAGAUGAACCUUGAUAUUGCUCUGGAAAAACUCACCAGGAUAUUGAAAUGGAGGAAAGAAUAUGGAGUGAACGACCUUACCUUUGACUCCUUCCCUGAAUAUCUCCAACAAAUGGGUGGUUUAUAUUCUCAUGCAACAGACAAGAAUGGGCAUAGAAUCUUAUGGUACCGGGUAAAGCACUAUCAGAAGGGUCCUGAGAAUCAGAUGUGGGCUAAAAAGAUGACUGUUUACUGGUUGAACAAACUACAGAAAGAAGAUCCAGAGAACAGGAUUGUAGUAUUAGAGGAUAUGACAGGUGCAGGAGUAUCAAAUAUGGAUAUAGAUUUGAUUAGAUUCAAGAUCCAGUGCUUUGAGCUAUACUUUCCAGCUCUAGUUGAGAUGCUGUAUAUCUAUGAUAUGCCUUGGAUACUUAACACUCUAUGGAAGAUUGUUGAGAAGAUCCUCUCCCAGCAAGCCAGAGAACACAUCAAGUUUAUCAGAGGGAAAGAGGUUCAGACCUACAUGGAUCCAGAAUCAUUACCAGCACAUAUGGGCGGCACAGAUCCCUAUGAGUGGGUCUACGUCCCUGAAGAUCAUGAGGUGGAGGAUGCAGGCGAAGAGAUGGAGGAUGAUGAUGAGGAGAAGAUUGGAGAUGCGUCUUUCAGAUCAUUGGAUGGUGACGGAGAUCCAUCUCUCUUACCCAUUGUUAAUGCAGCUCGGUCGUUAAGACAACCUAGGCAACCAAAAAAGGUUCACUUUCAAGAUGAUGUUGAUGGCAAGGAAAAUGUUGAUCCAGAUCAUUCGUCAUCAGGUAGAAAAAUUCAACGGAAACUUGGCAGCCACCGUAGAAAACCAAAGAUUAUGGAAGCACAUGCUGGGCCAUUAGUGACCAUUAGGCCUGGUGAACUACUUGUCUUUGCACCUCCUGCUAGUAUAUCAGGUUCAGAGGGGAUUUCAGCCAGCUUAACCAUCACUAAUACCACCGAUAAGAAGGUUGCUUACAAGAUGAAGAUAACUACUCCGGAGAGGUAUAAAGUUAGGCCUAGUAUGGGUCCUAUCAACCCAGGCUCUUCAAUACAUAUUACAAUUACACUUCUCUCAGGUCCCGGAGAGUAUGUGGUAAGAGAUAAGUUCUUAAUCAUGAGCAGUGAUCCUGGUGAUGCAUCGUUUAAAACCACCUCAGAAAUCACAUACUUCUGGAAGAAUGUUCAAACAGAAAAUGUUGUGGAGCACAGGAUGAGUUGCAUAUUUAAUCCCUUGAAGAGCUCUAAAGGAGAACCAUCACAUCCAACAGAUAAGAAUAUGCAGAAUGUACUUGAUAAGUUAAAAUCAAUGGAAGAGCAGAUGAGUGAAUUAAGGAGUCAGAAUUCUAGAAUGAUCUGGUUACAGAGUUUACUCUUCUUCAUCAUCAUGUUAGUCUUCCUUUAUGUCUUCAUUUUCAAAACCAACGAGGGCGCUGUUCUUUCUCCUGCUCCUCCGUCACCUUGCUCUGAGGCCACUGAGAAGUUCUUACGAGGAGCGAGAGAAGGCUUGUAAUUAAUAAAAAUCUUCAGAGUGUGUUGGACGUAGAUUUGUAUUGACAUGAAUUAGACUGAUCUAUGGCAGGUCAUUUACUGCUAUUAGGUUGGAUUUAACCAUUGCAAGCCAUUCCAGGGUAUUAAGGUUUCAAGUUCUUCAGACUGAUAAUAGUAUGAUUUGAAUGAAUGAUUUUUUUUUUCUUUUCCACUAAACCUUACAUAAAAAGAGUGUUACAUUACAUUAUCAAUCCAACUUUGCCACAUGCAAAAUCUUUUUUUUUUCAUUUCCAAUAAACCUUACAUAAAAACAGUGUAACAUUACAUUAUCAAUCCAACUAUGCCACAUGCAAAAUUACAGAUCACAAUUUUUGAAAGUGCAAAUGGUGCAGAUUAAUUUUUAUUUAAUUUACUUUAUUCUUACCUGUUCCUUUUUCUUUUCUACACCUUUUUCCUUUGUCUUUUCUCAUUUUUUUUUACCUUUUCCUUUCUAAGACUACUUUUGAUGUUGAUGAAGGUGGCAUCUCUACAUCAUGAAUAUGGAGUAGUGAGUCAACAUUUCUUUUUUAUUUUGUGAUAUAAACUUAUGUAAAAUUUUA
Molecule: messenger RNA, 2301 nt
Organism: Lytechinus variegatus (green sea urchin)
Lineage: Eukaryota; Metazoa; Echinodermata; Echinoidea; Temnopleuroida; Toxopneustidae
Gene: mospd2
Product: motile sperm domain-containing protein 2-like
Exons: 16
Coding region: 24-1724 (566 amino acids)
Source: RefSeq, a predicted model, not a curated record